UAGCUUUGGUCGUACGGGAAGAAGAAACGCAGGGUUAAAGGGAAAGGCUGUAUGCAAUAAGCUCCAGCUGAGCGGGGCCUGAAGGGUGAUGGCGGCGGCGGCGGCAGUGGCGCGGCUGAGAGCGGGAGGCCCCGCGUCCCUCGCCCGGUUCCGAGGGGCGCUGGUCGGUGCCGUGCUUGGCGACUGCGUCGGCGGAGAGUUCGAAGGGGCGGAAGAUGUUCCGAUGGAGCGCGUCCUGCAGCAUCUGAACGGGCUGGAACAGGAUGACCGCGGCGAUGGAAUCCUGCAGUACAGUGAUGACACAGCUAUGACGCGCUGUGUGGUCCAGUCUCUUCUGACCAGGGGAGCCUUCGACCAGCAUGACCUUGCACACAGGUUUGCUGAGGAGUAUAAGCACGCUCCAGGACGGGGCUAUGGCUCAGGGGUGAUCCAGGUGCUGCGGAGGCUGUCCUCCCCUCGCCUGAGCGACGUCUACCAGCCUGCACGUGCUCAGUUUGGUGGCCGUGGCUCUUUUGGAAAUGGGGGAGCCAUGCGGGCAGCACCAUUUGCUCUGGCCUUCAGCGACCCAGUGGAUAUUAAGAGGUACUCCCGGCUGGGUGCCAUGCUGACACACUCCUGUGCUCUAGGCUAUAAUGGGGCUGUGCUGCAAGCCUUGGCAGUACAUUUGGCCCUACAGGGGGCGCUGGCUGUUCCCCAGGCCUUCAUCAACAGCCUGAUAACAGAGAUGGAGGAUGCUGAAGCAGAGGACCAUGCGCGUAGUGACGCUCGUGCACUGAAUGAACCAGAGUUCCCUUACUGCACCCGCCUGCACAAGGUGAAGGAGCUCAUGGAGAGGAGCACUGUGAGCAUCGAGGAGGUCAUUUCGGAGCUGGGGAACGGCAUCGCAGCCCUGCAUUCUGUGCCCACAGCCAUCUUCUGUGUGCUGCAUUGUCUGGAGCACCGAGCAGGCCUUCCAGAUGCCUACGGGGGCUUGCAGAGGACAUUAGCAUAUUGCCUAGCUUUGGGUGGGGAUACGGACACCAUCGCCUGCAUGGCAGGGGCCAUCGCAGGGGCUCACUAUGGCAUAGAUGCCAUCCCACCUGCCUGGCAGCGCUGCUGCGAGGGUGCGGAAGAGGCAGAGGUUUGGGCAGAGCACCUGCACCAGCUGUACCGUCGAUCACAGCAAGGAGGCGACAGUGAGAGCGCCCACACGGACACAUAAGGCUCACCAAGCUCCUUUCUCAUCAAUGGCAGCACACAAUACACUGACUGUGACAGGCACACUUACAUCCCCAACUCAGACAUGAAAGCAUGUCCAGCCGGAAGUCUCGUUUGACCGGUGUUCUGUUUUGGAAUGAUGUCGUAAUAAAUAUUUUGAAAAGUAUGUAUGUUGGUGUGAGUGCUGGCAAAACAGUAUUUGUCUGUCAGAAUACAAGUAAAAGUCAAACACCAGUUUUUGAACACGGCUAUAUCCCAUUGGAAGCAGUCAUCAGUUCUUUGCACACUCCAGUGUGACCUCUGUGAUCUGUAAUUACAUCAUAAGUCUGACCCUACCCCCUCAGUCAUGGAAUUAUCUUCCCUGUCACAGCUGGGACGUUAGCAUUUUCCCCAAGUAUAAAGAACUCUAACGACCCACAUCUUCAGGUAUCAUUUCACCCCGAGAUGCUUAAGAGGAGGCAGUGUGUGACUCAGUGGCAAGCCUGUGUGUCUGUAAUCAGAUGGUCACCUGCAUGAAAACAAAGAUCAAUAAAGUAUCAAUUAUUAUUA
Molecule: messenger RNA, 1746 nt
Organism: Brienomyrus brachyistius
Lineage: Eukaryota; Metazoa; Chordata; Actinopteri; Osteoglossiformes; Mormyridae
Gene: adprs
Product: ADP-ribosylserine hydrolase
Exons: 6
Coding region: 89-1201 (370 amino acids)
Cellular component (GO): nucleus; mitochondrion
Source: RefSeq, a predicted model, not a curated record